This is a messenger RNA of Monomorium pharaonis (pharaoh ant), 3182 nucleotides long. RefSeq lists its product as uncharacterized. The transcript has 2 exons. Gene Ontology annotation, cellular component: nucleus; transcription regulator complex. NCBI's taxonomy places the organism in Eukaryota, Metazoa, Arthropoda, Insecta, Hymenoptera, Formicidae. Bases 144 to 1022 code for a protein of 292 amino acids. Gene Ontology annotation, biological process: regulation of transcription by RNA polymerase II. Gene Ontology annotation, molecular function: DNA binding. The record is from RefSeq and is a predicted model, not a curated record.
UUCGCCCGUACUUUGUUCCCGUCGGUUCCGCGCGACUCGCCGAGUUGUCGCGAUAGAGCUUUCCUACAUUCGCGGCCGGGGGUUGGUGCGAGUUGGCGAGAAGAAAAGGAAGAGGACGGCAGCGACGAGGAGGCGAGGGAAAUAUGAGGGAUGAGGUGAAGAUGGACGCGAAUCGGCUAAUCGCCGAGGUCUACAAGCGGCCGGCGCUCUGGAACCAGAGGCACAUCUCUUAUCACAAUCGCGAGGUGACCAACCGCGUCUGGAUGGAGAUCGCGGCGAUAUUCAAUCUGCCCAAACCGAUGCUGAAAGCAAAAUGGAAGGGUCUGCGUGAUACGUUCCGCGCUGAGCUGAAGAAGGACCAGGUAUACCGCAAGAGCAAAUUCCACCGAAACCGGCCGGUAUGGAUCCAUUUCAAGAGCCUGCAGUUCCUCAAGGAGCAGAUGUUGCCACGGCCGCCGAUCUGGGAGCGCAGCAUCCCAAAGACGGAAGACGACAUGCAACCGAGCGAGGGCGAGGGGGAGAAUGGCGUUCCGAACUCCAUCGACGGUGGUCUGGACGAUCGGGAUGCGAUUGCCGAUCAUCUAUUGUCGAUGGCCGGAGACGGUCACCAUCACCACCAUCAUCACCAUCAUCACCAUCAACUCAAACUGGACGGCGGCGGUGGCGAUGGUCGGCGUGGCACAGUUGACGUGAAACGGGAACCCGAGGAGAGCUUCGACAAUCUAGAGUUCCAGAGCGUCACCGAUAAUCUGACGGAGAACGAGAUGAUGUUGCAGAAUAUCUCACCCGAGCAGGUUCUGAUGAGCGACAGCGACACCGGGGUUGGUCUCGCUGGCGUUGACCCACUCAUUGACGGCAACUGUCGCUUCGACGACAAUUACUACUUCCUGAUGAGCCUGUUACCGCACAUCCGCACCCUGCCGGCCGACCGCAGGAUGCUGCUCAGAAUGCAGAUGCAGGAGCUCGUUUACAAGGAGGUCUAUAAGAAGGCCGCUGACGGCGAGCAGACGGCGAAGACUUAACUGUCGCAUCACCGCGCCAGGCCGACUCUUGAGACUACUCUUCUCCCGGUGCAAUCAUGUCGUGUCUCGGGACGUCGGAAGCGAGAAAGCGUACGACUUUUCCGUUUACGCUCGAAGUAAAUUGAUUUUUUUUUUCACGCGCCGUAAUCGAGUAUGACUGCAUAGGAGAAAGCGGGAGCCUUAGAGUAUUCACAAUCGUCCUCGAGUUCUCACUUGUAUGAAUAUACAGGGUUUCAAAUAGAAAUAGAUGACUAAAUAUUAAAAGCAUAUUUUAUUCACAAAAGUAAGGUUGGCAAAAAGUGAAAUGAGUUCGGAAACGCUUCCUUGCUGAUUGUAAAUUAUGAACUUUUUGCUUAUGAUGGAAGUUGGAAGAACAUCUCGUUAAGGAAAUUGCUGGUAGUGACUUUCUUUCAUAGCAAUGCAUGUUUUGGAUCGACAACACGGAUUAUCGAAGAUGUUAAAUUUCUAAUUUUGUCACGUGAACCAAAAAUAGAAUUUCAAGCGAUUUUGCAACUUUCGAAAAUCCACAAUAGCAACAGAAAGAAAUGUUAUACACGAAAAUGUUGAAAUGCCCUCAUAAAUAAAGAUCCAAGAAGUUCAAUAAAUAAAGAAAAUGUACAAAUUGCGCAAUCCUUUCCAGUGGACAUCAAUUAACAAUAGUAUAAUAUAACAUCAAGUUGUAAUUUCCUACUCAAUGUACAUAACUGUUACGUAUACAUUAUAUUAUGUUUAUAUCGCUGAGUGGAAAAUAUUAAUAUUAAAAUAUAUUACUUUUGUUUUUAUUGUGUUACUAUUAAUUUAUUAAAACCGAUAUAACUGCAUUAUUUAACAAAAAAGGAUUUUUUAGCACAAACAAUGGGCAUUAAAUACGAUCUGUUUGCCAAAUUAUUUUAUCAUAAUUUUGAUAAAGUUACAAUUAAAAUCACAAAAUUUUAGCUUGUGUACUUUAGUUUAUUAUAAUUUAUUAUAUUAAAAGAAAAUUCUUUCUAAGAUCUGAAAAUCUUAACAAUAUAUUUAAUUUUGAUUGCAACAAAAUUUCUUUAACAUAUCGUAUAUUGUAGUAAUGUUAAAAUAUUCUAAAAUAAAUUAUUUGCAACCGCAGAUUUUUUUCAACUUGUGACGUACGUAAUAGAGCAAUUUAGUAAACGUUUUAGUUCUGUGGAUUUUUGGUUUACUAUAGCGUUAUUACAAUAUUAAAAAAUAUAAUUUACAAUGUUAAAAAAUAUACAUUAAAAAAUUCUGUUCAUGAACAAAAAAAUUUCGGAAAGGAAGCAUUUUUCCGGAUACAAGUUUAUAACUUGUUCUUUUUAUCGGUAAUAUAAAUAGAAGUUUGAUUUCUUAUGUUUGGUCAUCCAUUUCCGAGAAAUACUCUGUACAAAAAAUCCUUAUUCCUGAAAAAAUGACUACGAAUCUUAAAAACCAGCAAUAUUUAUUAUUUAUUUUUUCCAUACAAUAUUAAUCGACGUGAGCUGUAACGGAAAUUGGACUUUAAAAUCAUUGAAUAAAUAAAUGGCCGCACUCUUCUCAUCGUAAAUUCACAGAUUAAAAAUCGAAACGUAGAUGCAGAUCACUCAAUCGAGACUUAAAAAACAAAAAAGAAAACAAUAAGGUCCCUUUUUCUUUCGGACGGGAGAAUUUCGAAAAGGAUAGUUUUUAUCGUAAACUAUAUCGAUACAAUGUGAGAAUGCUCCUGCACAGGGAGAAUUUUCUCUUAGAAUUUAUCCUUGAAAUCAUGGCAAUUGUAAGAUAACAUGGACAUCAAAGAAUUUUGUUAUAAUUUCAGUAAAUUUUACUCAAAUGAGUUUAUUUUACUAAAAUAUAAUAAAAUUUAUUAUUUUGUUAUAUAAUUUGUUAUUAUAUUACAUUUAAUAUACUUGGUAAAACAUAUGUUAUAGUAAAGAUCAAGUAACACUAACAUAACAUCAGCGUUAUAAUUAUCCACUCAACUGUAAUUGUUACUUGUUACAUAACACGUAUUAUAUUAUGUCUAUAUUGUUGAAUGGAAAAUUUGUAACAUUGAUUUUAUGUUACUGUUGAUAUUUACUACUUCUAUAAGUACUUUAGUACACUUGAUAUAAUUUUACUAAUUUCAGUAAAAUUUUCUUAUUAAGUAUAUUAACCCUUAAACGCCCUGGGUCAAAAUAACACGAAAAAAAGAAA